GCUGCUCUCCAGCCAGACCUCUGCGUGUCCGGAGGAAGGGACAAGAGUGUGGCUGUGUGCAGCUGGAGGUCGGGGGCUGCACUGCGGCGCUUCGUGGGGCACGAGCGGGAGGUCACCAAGGUCACCUCUGCCCUUGACUCCAGCAGAGUCUUCAGUGCAUCCCGGGACAAGACGGUGAUGAUGUGGGAGCUUCACGGGACCUCAGGGCCAAGCCAGCACUUCCCAGGGCAUGACCUGGUUGUUACUGGGCUGGCUGUGAGCCCAGAUGCCUCCCAGCUGUGCACAGGCUCACGAGACAACACCGUGUGCAAGUGGGACACGGAGACCGGAGAGCGUCUGGGCAGAGCCAUGAUCUCCAGGAAUCUGGUCACACACCUGUGCUGGGUUCCAGGGGAGCCCUAUGUCAUCCAGACCUCGGAGGAUAAAACCACCAGGGUCUGGGACAGCCGGGAGCUGCAGGUGGCACACACAUUUCCAGCCAAGCAGCACAUCCAGACGUGCUGCGACGUGAGCCAGGACGGGCGGUACUGCCUCAGCGGCAGCAGCGGCUCCGCUGGCCAGGGCGGCGAGGCCACCCUGUGGGACCUGAGGCAGACCAGGAGCAGAGUGUGUGAGUACAAAGGGCAUUACCAGACCACCACCUCCUGUGUCUUCCUGCCCUGGGGCUCAGCACUCACCCCCAGCAUCGCCACGUCCUCCAACGACAGCACAGUGAAGGUCUGGGACAGAGACACUGGAGCCUGCCUGGCCACCCUGUUCCUCGAGGGCUCAGGCCCCCUGGCCUCCCUGGCUGCCUGUGACAGCUCCACACUGCUCUGUGCCAGCUCCAACUCUGGCAUUCACGUGCUGCAGCUGAGCGGCGGCGCAGAGCUGCAGCUGGAGGAGGUGGCAGUGUUCUGA
Acanthisitta chloris (rifleman) is the source of this 900-nucleotide messenger RNA. It is a transcript of the gene WDR31, whose product is annotated as WD repeat domain 31. The record is from RefSeq and is a predicted model, not a curated record. Lineage: Eukaryota; Metazoa; Chordata; Aves; Passeriformes; Acanthisittidae. The transcript has 8 exons. The annotation marks the transcript as partial. Gene Ontology annotation, molecular function: protein binding.